Molecule: messenger RNA, 735 nt
Organism: Naegleria gruberi
Lineage: Eukaryota; Heterolobosea; Eutetramitea; Acrasida; Naegleriidae
Exons: 1
Coding region: 1-735 (244 amino acids)
Molecular function (GO): protein binding
Source: RefSeq, a predicted model, not a curated record
AUGGCAAUUUGUAGGGAAUUUAAUUAUUUAGUUACUGGUUCUCAUGACUCUUUAGAAAUCUAUGAUUUGAUCACUCAUCAACCAAUUCAAGAAACAAUUCAUUUUAGUGAAGGAAUUUAUGGAAUUGAUUUUGAAAGGGAAAAUUCAGGACAGUGGAACUUGAUACUCUCCACCUGGAAUAAUUAUUUUGUAAAAUAUGAUUUCAAUAGAAUAUUGAGUGAAAAGAGUUUUGGUGAACCAAUUUUUAAAGUUCCAAUUAAAUUUGCUUGGGCUGUCAGAUGUUUUAAAACUGAACUUUAUGUCAUUGAUUAUGAUUCAAAAAUAUUUGUAUUCGAUUUGAAAUCAGGCUUAGAAAAAACAGAGAUUACUGUUGGAUUGGAAGAUGAAAUGGUGGAUAUGGUUUUCACACCAGAAGAGGAAAUGAUUGUUUGUGGAAGUAAUCAGUGGCACAUUCUCAAAUUUAAUGAAAAUUCUUCUUGUUGGGAAAAGAUUAAAAGCUAUUCGAAUGAAAAUGGACCAGUGAGAAUUAAUAGAUGUUUUGGUGUUUGGUAUGAAAGAAAGACGAAACUAAUUUAUUUGACCGAUAAUGGGGGCAAAAUAUUCAUAUUCGAUAGAGAACUCAAUCUUGUGAAGGAAAUCAAAGUAUCUGGACUCUAUGAGAUUGUAAUUAAUGAACAGAAUGGAGAAAUGUUCGUUUGUGAUAAAGAUAAAAAUCAACUAAUCAUUUACAAAUAA